UUGUAUGAUCUGAUAUACUUAUUCUGCUCUUAUAUUUAUUUAUAUAUAUAGCAUGGCUCCAUGAUCUGCGUUGGCAAACUCGCGCUCCGAAAGUGGAAACCAACGGUGACGGAAGACUGAGAGACAUACAGACUGUCCGGUGAGAACCGCAGCUAGCGCUCCUUCAUUCUUCGCCAUCUCCCUGGUAGGUGCGCUUUCUCUCUCUCUCUCUCUCUCUCUCUCUCUAGGGUUUGUCUCUUCCGCAAGCCUCCUCUCCGAAUUUCCUGAGAUUUACGUUUCAUCUCUAUCUCUCUCUUUUGGUUGGAGAUGAGCUGUGUGGAAUUGUAGAUGAACGGGGUAAGAAACGGAAAGACUUGACCGGGGGAUUAACAAGGGGAGUGAUUCCGGCAGGGAAGAAAGAAUUCUUGAUUUCAGUGUUUUGGUUGAAAAUUUGUGGCGAAGAUUUGUCUCCCCAGCAAGUUUUUGAAGUAGCCUUGUUGUACAACAGAGCUGCCUUUUACGACUCAAGCAACCCCACGGGAAUCAUCAUAAAUAAAUAAGAAUAUAAACUCAGUUUCCUGUGAUUUUGGGCUCGGUGGUUGAAUGAGUGAAGUCUCCAUUCAUCCGACUUUCAAGAGGUUUCUAUCACUGGAGCUUCCAAUCAGGGAACUGCUUUUUGCUUCUUUAUUUUUUAGGUGACCCUGUUUUCACUGGGGUUAAAAAAAAAAGGGGAAAAGCGUUUUCCUCUGAAGGCAAGAAGGGAGAAUGAUGGAAAACAUGAAUAGGUUUUUGUUGUCAGUUGCAAUGGAAAAUCAAGGCGGAGGAGAGUCGUUGUUUGCGACUAUCAAAAUUGCAGUUCUACCGGUAGCCAAAGUGUUUACUGUGUGUUUUAUGGGAUUUCUUAUGGCAUCCAAAUAUGUAAACAUUUUGCCAGCCAACGGAAGGAAACUCUUAAAUGGGUUAGUCUUUUCACUCUUGCUUCCAUGUUUAAUCUUUUCUCAACUUGGACAAGCUAUCACUGUACAGAAGAUGCUUCAAUGGUGGUUCAUUCCUUUCAAUGUUGUUUUGUCGUCCACAGUAGGCUCUCUAAUAGGUUUUGUCAUUGCAUCUAUUGUCCGUCCACCGUACCCAUUUUUCAAGUUUACGAUUGUACAGAUUGGCAUUGGCAACAUUGGGAAUGUGCCACUUGUCUUGAUUGCGGCUUUAUGCAGAGACAAAUCCAAUCCUUUUGGUGACUCAGAAAAAUGUGCUCAAGAUGGAAGUGCGUACAUCUCAUUUGGCCAGUGGGUUGGUGCAAUCAUCCUAUACACCUAUGUAUUUCAUAUGCUUGCACCUCCCCCUGAGGGUACCUUUGAUGUUGAGGAUGGAAAUCUUCCCAUCAAGGGUCCUCCAAAGGAUGGCACCACCCUUGAGCAAAUGCCAUUGCUUAAGCAGGAGGUUGAACCAACAAAUUCAGAUGCUCCAAAAAAUGGAAAGAUAAGAGGUUUUCUGGUUUUUGUAUAUGAGAAGUUGAAGCUCAAGCAGAUCCUUCAACCCCCCAUCAUUGCUUCUAUCCUGGCGAUGACAAUUGGUGCUAUACCAUUUUUGAAGAAAUUGAUAUUUACAGCUGAUGCUCCACUUUUCUUCUUCACUGACAGCUGUAUUAUUCUUGGGGAGGCCAUGAUUCCAUGCAUUUUGUUGGCAUUAGGAGGCAACCUUGUGGAUGGACCAGGAAGUUCGAAACUUGAUCUACGGACAACAGCUGCUAUUAUUUUUGGCCGGCUGGUUUUGGUUCCUCCUGCUGGACUUGGCAUUGUCAUGUUAGCCGAUAAACUUGGAUUCCUUCCCCCUGGCGAUAAGAUGUUCCGGUUUGUCUUACUUCUUCAGCAUUCAAUGCCCACAUCUGUGCUUGCUGGUGCGGUUGCCAGUUUAAGAGGUUGUGGUAGGGAGGCUGCUGCUAUCCUGUUCUGGGUUCAUAUUUUUGCAGUCAUCUCCAUGGCUGGAUGGGUCGUUCUCUAUCUCCAUGUACUCUUCUAGAAGAAUGGCAACGUGUUCUAGCCGAGCCAGAUGACUGACCAUUUACUUUCCCUCAGCUCUCACUUCUUAUUGAAAUGUUCAAUCGAUCCUGUUGAUAGGUAAAAUGUAUUAGUUUUGGUUAAUGAGAGAGCAUGGAAAUAUUUAUGGCCUGCCUGCCUGCCCUGUGAGCAUCUGAGUCAUGGCAUUGUUAAUGAAGAGCUGUAAAGAGGCACCCCAGUUCCCUUACCUCGAGUAAAUUUUCUUUUCUUUUCAAAGCUUUCAGCUUGUCAUCAUCAUCAAAAACUAUAUUAGCCUUCCAUAAGGCUUUGAAUUAUUUAUCUCUAAUGAAAUAAUGAAGGUUUCCACUUUGAGGAUCCACUUUCAACCA
This is a messenger RNA of Malania oleifera, 2362 nucleotides long. Its product is annotated as protein PIN-LIKES 6. The record is from RefSeq and is a predicted model, not a curated record. Gene Ontology annotation, biological process: endoplasmic reticulum to cytosol auxin transport. NCBI's taxonomy places the organism in Eukaryota, Viridiplantae, Streptophyta, Magnoliopsida, Santalales, Ximeniaceae. The transcript has 11 exons. Bases 745 to 1995 code for a protein of 416 amino acids. Gene Ontology annotation, cellular component: membrane.